AUGUCGACGAUAUCGCGGCGGGCGUGCACAACGAUUCAACGUCGGGCAGCACGUUAUGCGCCGAAAUACGCUCGUUCAGCUUCAUCUCACGCACAUGGAGAGCACCACCACCACGACCAUCACCAUCACGAAGAGGCGCAUCCAUUCACAUAUCGACAAGAGACAAUGACUUCUCGACCGAUCAUCCUGACCAGUGCCGCCUUUGUCGCUCUCGUUGGAAUGAACGCGGCCGGACUUUUCGACGUAAAGGAUAACAAGCACCCCAUCACUCGCUACAUUGCGUCAACAAUCGAUUCGAGAGAUGCUAUCAUGGAAGAAAACCUGCACAGAAUCAACGACGCAAAGGAAGAGGCCGCAAACUAUCGUCUCGAGUCGACUGCUCGCAAGGAUCCCGUCAAGGGCGUCAGGAACCCAGGUUUGGCUGCCAUUGAUCUCAACCGGCUUACCCGUCAGGUCAGUGGCUUAUAUAUUCUAUCCUUGCAACGCUAA
Molecule: messenger RNA, 489 nt
Organism: Serendipita indica DSM 11827
Lineage: Eukaryota; Fungi; Basidiomycota; Agaricomycetes; Sebacinales; Serendipitaceae
Source: the annotation of a GenBank genome assembly